Caenorhabditis bovis is the source of this 489-nucleotide messenger RNA. The record is from the annotation of a GenBank genome assembly. Lineage: Eukaryota; Metazoa; Nematoda; Chromadorea; Rhabditida; Rhabditidae.
AUGGCUGUUACGCUUCACACAACAUCAGGUGAUAUAAAAAUCGAAUUAUAUGUGGAAGACGCGCCAAAAGCGUGUGAGAAUUUUUUAGCGUUGUGCGCCAGCGAUUAUUACAACAACUGCACAUUCCAUAGGAAUAUUAAAGAGUUUAUGGUUCAAACCGGCGACCCAACGCAUACGGGAAAAGGCGGAAAAAGCAUUUGGGGUGUGCCGUUUGAAGACGAAUUUGUCACAUCGCUCAAACACGAUUCGCGAGGGUGCGUCUCAAUGGCGAACAAUGGUCCCAACACGAAUCAAUCGCAAUUCUUCAUUACCUAUGACAAACAACCGCAUCUCGACAUGAAGUAUACGCUAUUCGGCAAGGUAAUUGACGGAUUCGACACAUUAGAGGAGCUCGAAACGAUAAAAGUCGACGCUAAAUAUCGGCCCCUAGUCGAGCAAAAGAUCCAAUCAGUCACUGUACAUGCCAACCCAUUUGCCGUUGAUUCCUAA